Staurois parvus is the source of this 362-nucleotide messenger RNA. Lineage: Eukaryota; Metazoa; Chordata; Amphibia; Anura; Ranidae. The record is from the annotation of a GenBank genome assembly.
UCUAUGUCAUGCCAAAUAUAUGGAAAGGGGUGGUAGCUCAUAAAGAAUAUUUGAAAAAUGCCAUGGACUAUUUCAGAAACAAAUAUGAAAAUCCAUUGUUCAUCGUAACCAGUAAUGGAAUGGAUUGGUGUGAAGAAAAUGUUAAUAAUUCACUAGGAGAUGUCUACUUUGCUGGAGAUAGUCAAAUAGAUUCCCCAGGUCGAGACUUUGCCCUCCUGGCACAUUGUAACCACACCAUCAUGACUAUAGGAACCUUUGGUGUUUGGGUUGGCUACUUGGUAGGUGGUGAAACGAUCUAUUUAACAAACUACACACUGCCCGACUCUCCUUUCCUUCAAGUUUUUAAAUAUGAAGCUACCUUU